AUGGGAUAUAGUCUAUCAGCUUUAGUUUCUACCAAUCCGUCGUCACUUUCUUAUUUUGACAUAUCAUUUUUGACUUUUGAAGCAGUACUAGAGGUUGUUAUAAUAUGCUGUGCUGGGUUUGUUGCUGCCAAAACCGGUCUAUUGACCACUCAGGGCCAGAAAACUUUAUCAUCUUUGAAUGUUGAUUUGUUCACCCCGUGUUUAAUAUUUACCAAGCUUGCACCCAACUUGUCGUUUAGUAAGUUAAUCGAAAUCAUUAUCAUACCGAUUUUUUACGCUGUAUCCACAGGAGUGUCUUAUUGGAGCUCCCGAAUAGUUAGCAGGGCUUUGAGCUUGAACAUUCCUGAGACAGAUUUUGUCACUGCUAUGGCAGUCUUUGGUAAUUCAAACUCGUUACCGGUGAGUUUAGUUUUAACAUUGAGCUACACCCUUCCUGACUUGUUGUGGGACGACGUGGAAGACGACAACACCGAUAAAGUCGCUGGUAGAGGGAUAUUGUACUUGUUAAUUUUCCAGCAAUUGGGACAGGUAUUGCGUUGGUCCUGGGGGUUCAACACAUUGUUAAGAAAGCGUUCGCAGUUAGAGUUGAACACAUAUUACACUAAACAUGGCAAGAUUGUCUUGCACGAAAAUUGUCGUUUGAUUGAAGGUGAGGAUGAGCAGUUUUUGUACAUGGAUUCGAAUCAACAAGACGAAGACGAAGAGCUAGAACAACAGACAGAAACAACAAGGGAAAUUUCGUUGUCAGAAGACGAAGACAACAAUAGCAAACCAUUUACAGCAUUUAUUUGCCAGCUCCCUGGGGUUAAACAGUUUUUGUCAUUUAUGAACCCGCCACUUUAUGCCAUGUUGGUAUCCAUUAUAGUUGCAUCAAUCCCAUAUUUGAAGAAUUGGAUUUUUGACAGCGAACAAAACUCCAUCGUUUACAACACAUUCACCAAAGCGGUCACCACUUUAGGGGGUGUUUCCAUCCCACUAAUCUUAAUAGUCUUGGGGUCAAACUUGUAUCCCUCGAACGACAUCCCACCACCAUCAAAGCACUACAACAGAAUAUUAUUUGGGUCAUUAUUAUCGAGAAUGAUCUUGCCCAGUGUCGUGUUGUUGCCAAUAAUAGCCAUGUGUGUCAAGUACAUCAAGGCAUCAAUUUUGGAUGACCCGAUUUUCUUAAUCGUUGCGUUCAUAUUGACAGUUAGUCCUCCAGCUAUACAGUUGUCGCAAAUCACCCAGCUCAACAACGUUUACCAGAAAGAGAUGAGCGGGGUUCUAUUUUGGGGGUACGUUGUGUUGGUAGUUCCAACCACGAUAUCGAUCGUUGUUUGCUCCUUAAAAGUUUUAGAGUGGGCAAAGCAAUAG
Molecule: messenger RNA, 1353 nt
Organism: Candida dubliniensis CD36
Lineage: Eukaryota; Fungi; Ascomycota; Pichiomycetes; Serinales; Debaryomycetaceae
Exons: 1
Coding region: 1-1353 (450 amino acids)
Biological process (GO): transmembrane transport
Cellular component (GO): endoplasmic reticulum; membrane
Source: RefSeq, a predicted model, not a curated record